AUGCCGGAAACUGAAAACAGUGAUCCCACACAUAUCAAAUGUGUACUCUACCACCACACCAUGCUUACGCACCUACUGGUGAACCUUUUAGCGAUAAGCUUCUCCCCUCGGAAAGGCUCAUCCUUGGAUGGCAGAUAUAUUCUGUCCCCAGCCUGUAACCAAAGAAAACAGGUACGGGAAGGGGAUUGCCGUAUGGGUCUUUUCAAUUCAACUCAAGCAUAUGGGUAUUCGGUCACAUUCUGCGUGAUACGUAACACUUCCUUGCCACCAAAGCCCACACACCACCCCGCGCCCGGCCUACCGAGUACCUGCCCGCUGCAGACUCCCUCCAAAGCCCCCAGCCCCGCAGCGUUCCCAGGGGCUCCCGCAGGAGCCUUCUUCCCCUUCUUCCUUGGAGCCCAAACACCCUGCACGCUUCCAGGCCCCCCAGGGCACACACUCCGGGAGGACUCGGUCAGUAGCAGCCAGCUGGAGCAUUGUCCUUUACAGCGCCCGGUCCCUCGGCCCCAGCUCCGCUCUCCUUCCACCACCCUGCCUCGAGGCACGGUCUGCCCAGAAUCUCCCUCCCUCCCGACUCCCCAGCGUGCGGCUGCGGGCGACCAGGCCCCUCCCCGGCCUCGCCCUUCCCUGUCUCGCAGUCCCUCGGAGGCAGCAGCUUGGAGAGAUGCUUCGCGAGACCCGGGCCCGCGACGUCAAGAGAUGUCAGGGAAGCUCCGGAGCCACGACCCCCGCCCGCCCCGCCGCCCUGGGGCCCGGCCCUCGCAGCCAGCCUGGCUUCCCGACCGCCGGGCCCAGACUGAUGGGAGAAGGAGGGCGGGCUCUUCUCCCCUUCCCAUUGCCGCUGCCCCCCGGCCCGACCCUUCCCGUCCUCUCACCAAAAUCCGCGGGGGGACCAGGCCGCGAUCACCCCCUCCCCAGUCCAGCGAUGCUUCCUUCGCCCGCCGCCGCCGCGCUCUCCUCACUCCCCUUCCCACCGCCCCCGACCGGCUGCUGAAGAGCGGACAGGCAGCGACACUCCCAUUGGCUGCAAUCGAGCCUCGCGUCAGCCGGCACCGACCCGGACCGCAGAAUGCUAUUGGCUAG
Messenger RNA from Trichosurus vulpecula (common brushtail), 1083 nucleotides. Its product is annotated as vegetative cell wall protein gp1-like. Bases 1 to 1083 code for a protein of 360 amino acids. The record is from RefSeq and is a predicted model, not a curated record. Lineage: Eukaryota; Metazoa; Chordata; Mammalia; Diprotodontia; Phalangeridae. The transcript is spliced from 3 exons.